UGUAGCCCGCCCCACAGAAUCUUAGGGACCGGGGCUACAGGGCGGGGCGAACGGUCGUGGCGUCUUCCUCUCUGUUCCCUGGAGAUCCAGGCGCCUGGGUUGAGGAUCCUUACUACAGAAAGUGCACCCGCGACUCCAUGUGUUUUGCGAGUGUGUGUGCGUGUCACGAUGCCUGUCUGGGUGUGUUUGUGUCUAGCGCGCUCCCCCAGGAGCAUCCUGAGUGUGCGCGUGCGCACCGCUUUCGGGCACUUACGCGCAGAGCUAGAAAUUGGGGUGCCCUAAUGUAGUUUUCAAGGAAUUUCCGGUCUCGUGGGAGAGAGUCAAACUACCCGGGGUACUUGGGGACAGGGAGGGUCAUUUAAGUCGAUUUGAAGGUUAGGAAAGGGUUUAUCAGGAAGGCCCGCCUGAAUGAGUUUUGAAGAGUGAGUGGGAGUUAACCCCGUGGAAAAGGGAGUGAAAGUGUGACGGGUGUUCCAAGCAGAGCGUAAGGAACGGCUGGAACUAUAUGUGAAGGCGAGAGCUUUGUUUUAGGAUGUGUGGGAGAUGUGAGAGGAGAAAUGACUGCAAAGAAAGAUGUCAUUUGUCAGAGUGAACCGUUACGGUCCCCAUGGAGGAGGAAGGAAAGCACUGAAAGUAAAGAAGAAGAAAAUGUCAGUAAAGCAAGAAUGGGAUAACACUGUAACUGAUCUAACCGUUCAUCGGGCAACUCCUGAAGAUCUGAUCCGUCGUCAUGAAAUACACAAAUCGAAGAAUAGAGCGUUAGUACACUGGGAGCUCCAAGAAAAAGCUUUGAAGAGAAAAUGGAAGAAGCAGAAACCGGAACUUUCUAAUCUUGAGAAAAGGAGAUUGUCUCUCAUGAAGGAGAUUCUUUCUGAUCAAUACCAGAUGCAAGAUGUAUUGGAAAAAUCUGAUCAUUUGAUGGCUACGGCAAAAGAUCUGUUUGUUGAUUUUCCUUGUAGGCGCACAGGGUUUCCAAAUGUAACAAUGGCUCCUGAUUCCUCUCAAGGUCCCAUUGUGGUAAAUCAAGACCCUGUCACCCAGGCCAUCCUUAGUGAAUCUGUUAUUGAGCCUCAGGCUCUUAAUGAAGUAGAUGAUGACCAACGAGAAGGAACUGUUAACAGCCAGUCAGAAGAAAGUGAGAAUGAGUUGGAUAACUCUCUAAGCUCUCAGUCAAACACAAAUGUGGACACGUUUCUCCACCAAAUAAAGGAAGAUAAUUCCGAGUUAAUUAAUAAACUACGGACUGAUAUUCAGCAGAAAGUAGCAACACAAUCACAAAUAACAACCUCUUCAGGAACUCCAUCAUCUCCUUCUCCAUCAGGAGAACAAAAAGCUGCUCUGAAUGCUACCAAUGCUGUUAAGAGAAUCCAUACGAGGCUUCAACUGGAAGAAUCUACUGAGACUCUAGACUCAAGCUCUGUAGUGAGACAAGUGCUGAACUCAAGGAAGCAAAAACAGCUGCUAAAUAAAGUGAAAAGAAAACCAGAUUCGCGUGCUCCUUCCAAACAGAAGAAUAGCGUGUUAUCAGCCAGCACAGCCUCCACACACUUACCGAAUAGCAGUAACCCCAGCCUAGAUGUCCUCAAGCACAUGAUACACGAAGUGGAGCAUGAAAUGGAAGAAUAUGAGCGGUGGACAGGACGCGAGGUCCGGGGGCUCCAGAACAGUCAGGGUCUCACCGGCUUCACCCUGUCGCUCGUGAGCUCCCUCUGCCGCCUGGUUCGCUACCUUAAAGAGAGUGAGCUCCAACUGCGUAAAGAAGUAGAGACAAGGCAGCAACUGGAACAAGCAUUAGGCGAACAUCGAGAGCUGAUUGAUGCUCUGACAGCUGAAAUUCUUCUCCUUAGAGAAGAAACUACUGCUACCCAGGCAAGACUUCAGCAGUACAUGAUCACAACAGAUGAGCAGCUUAUAUCACUCACACAUGCCAUUAAGAACUGUCCUGUGAUAAAUAACAAAGAAAGUCAGGCAUUAGAAAGGGGAGCCACAAGUAGAAAUAUGGACAGUCCAGAGGGUCCAGCUGUAAAUGCUAAUGUCUCCGUGCCAUUGAUGUUCAGAGGGGAAGAUGUGGUUGAAUUCCCACAGGAAGAUUUGCCUGUUAAACUGUCUCAGGUGCCAAACCCUCCAGAAAGCGGGAGUCUGGCCAGCAGUUUUCCAGGGCACGUAUGUGAGCCAGCAGUAUUGUUAACACCGCCCAGGCAGAAAAGCAACUCAGAAUUCUCUCCUUUGCAGGAUGUGUUGAGGAGGACCGUUCAAACUCGUCCUGCUCCACGAAUUCCUCCAACCGUGGAAAUAAUUGAGAAGGAACAAAAUUGGGAAAAGAAGACCGUACCUACUGGCACAGACAUUCAGAAUUCAAGUGAAGAGAGUCAUCUCUUUACUCAGAGGUGGAGGGCCUCUCACAUGGGAGAAGAUUUGCAGAACAAAACCCAGGCUCCUUUUGUUAACCUCUCACAGCCCCUCUGCAAUUCCCGUUCAAGCACUCAGCAAUCAAGAAACCCCGCACUCUCAGAAGAACCCCCAGUAUUGGGAGAUGGGCAACAGCUUAGAACAAAUGAGACAUUAAUACAAAGAAAGGACAUCAUGGCACGAAUUGCUGAGUUGACACUGCAGAAUUCAGCUAUCAAGGCACAUCUGAAUAAUAUUAUUGGGCCAGGGGGAGAGCAAGGGGAUGGACUUGGGGAGUUUAACAAACGGGAGAGGAGUCAUGCCAGCGACAUGACCUCUACUUUUCCAGCAGUACAACCUCUAACCCCAAGUAGCAUGGAGGAGCGGAUUGCAGAAUUGAAUCGACAGAGUAUGGAGGCUCGUGGAAAACUCUUGCAAUUAAUAGAGCAGCAGAAACUUGUUGGUUUGAAUCCUUCCUCUCCACCAGUAUCACCUAUUCGGUCACCUCUCGGAGCAUGGACUGAAGGAGGAAAGAGGAUGAUUGAGGUAUCUAUUCCAGUAGCGGAAGCCCCAGAAAGCUCAAAAUGCAGUACUGUCUCUCCUACCAGUGGGCUAAAUUCAAGAAGAUCUCCAGGGGCUACUAGUAAUUCUUGUUCUCCAUUAAAUGCCACCUCGGGAAGUGGGCACUUGACACCUCUUAAUCCAAGAGCAAAGAUUGAGAAACAAAAUGAAGAAGGCUGGUUUGCUCUUGCUACCCACGUGUCAUAAGUGAGGUCGAGUUGUAGAGUUUGUUCUCAGUAAUAUAUUCUUGAGUUUCCACUCCCCUUUCCCUGCUCCUGCUUUCAAGUUUUUAUGUUCUUCUUUCAGAUAAAACUUACAAAGAUCUCGUGACUUAGUACUAAUAGAACAAAGAAAUAAAGCAAUUAUUUUAAUUUUGACCUUUUCAAAUAGAUUUCCAACAAACAAACAACCUAUAACAUCUUGUGAAUAAAAUUUUGACUAGAGGGAAAUUAAAGUUUUAUAUUCUAAUAAAUUCAAGGAUUUUUUUGAGUAAUAUAUAUAUAUAUUUUUUAAAUUAAUUAAUUAAUUUAUUUAUUAUUUAUGGCUGUGUUGGGUCUUCGUUUCUGUGCGAGGGCUCUCUUUAGUUGCGGCAAGUGGGGGCCACUCUUCAUCGCGGUGCGCGGGCCUCUCACUAUCGCAGCCUCUCUUGUUGUGGAGCACAGGCUCCAGACGCGCAGGCUCAGUAGUUGUGGCUCAUGGGCUUAGUUGCUCCGCGGCAUGUGGGAUCUUCCCAGACCAGGGCUCGAACCCAUGUCCCCUGCAUUAGCAGGCAGAUUCUCAACCACUGCGCCACCAGGGAAGCCUUUGCGUAAUAUAUUUUUAUCUUUAUCAUCUUUAUUCAGAUUUUUUUUGGUCCAGUGUAUCUCAAAUGUUGAUCUAUUUUAUUUUUGUUUUAUUUUUUUCUGAAGAACUAAGUUGCUUUUGCAUAUAACUUACAAUAAAAUGCCUCGGUGUGACUAAAGUCUGGCUUUCAGAAAAAUUUACGCCCCCUUUUGAGAGAAGUCACUGUAGUCCAUCACUUUUUCCAUCAAGUGAAUGUAUAGUUUUAAAAAGUAAGUGUGGGAGUAUUUGUUUAUAUUUGCUUAAGCAGGUAAGGGUGGUUAUGUAUAUUAUAAAAUUCUUAUAUAGUCUUUACAUGUGAAAAUGUUAUCAGUAAUGGUAAUAUAUAUCAAAAAAAUAAUGAUUGAGCUUAAAUAUCUGAAUGCAGUAACAUUGAUUUAUUGGUUUAUUUAAUGUUUGAAACAGAAUUGAGUACAAAACGUUGCUAUCAAUUUUCCCAGCCUUGAAUCUACAAUGCAUUCAGGGUAGAUUUUUCUUCAAGGCACCUGUUUGAUCUCACAUAUUGGUUUCUGUUUUAAACUUGGUUUUUGAAUGGUCUCUGCUCCUUGGCUCUAUGAUAGGAAUUCUCAGCCUAAGUGAGGUGGGAGUGGUGAGGGGAAAGCACACUGAAACUGCUUGGGGAACUUUCUCAGAUAACACCUUCCCUCCUCCUGCAGUUGUAAGUCACUGUUGUAGGAAGUGUGCUAUGCAGCUUUCAUUUGGGCCUCUUCAUUGUUGUAGGGGCAAAAAAAUUAUUAUCCUUUGGUAUCACUGAUUUUAUUUAUGUGAAGUCAUCUGUAUGCAUUUGCAUUAUUGCAGAUUCUUCCAUCUGUAUUGCACUUUUUAAACCUUGGUAUUUAAUAAAUACUAUCCCUG
This is a messenger RNA of Balaenoptera ricei (Rice's whale), 4644 nucleotides long. RefSeq names its product spindle and centriole associated protein 1 (gene SPICE1). The transcript is spliced from 18 exons. The record is from RefSeq and is a predicted model, not a curated record. NCBI's taxonomy places the organism in Eukaryota, Metazoa, Chordata, Mammalia, Artiodactyla, Balaenopteridae. The coding region runs from base 574 to 3156 and encodes 860 amino acids. Gene Ontology annotation, biological process: regulation of centriole replication; metaphase chromosome alignment; mitotic spindle assembly. Gene Ontology annotation, cellular component: centriole; centrosome; spindle.